GAAACUCAUCCUCAUUCAUUUUCCCUCCUAUUUUUCUUCUUCUUCGUUUGAAACAAGUUUGUUCGGUAAAUCUUCUUCUAUUUUUUUUUAUUUGGGUUUAUUUUCAUAUCGUAGGAAUGUGAUUGAAGUAUGCUUUCUUGCUUUCCCUAAUCAAGAAAUAAUAUAAAACCAAAAUUGAGAUGAAUUUGAACAUCAUUUCAACUUCCUGUUGAUGCUUCAUUCAAGUUCUACGAUGAACAUGAAAGAUCUAAAAUAAAUGAGUUGGUGGUUUCCCACUUAAGAGCAUCCCCAGAAUGCUGUAUUACUUUUUGGGCCCUUCCUACAAUUUUAAAAUAAUUUCCUCAUACGAUGAAUCGGUGAUUACUCCCGCCUCUCAAAAUACUUGACGCUCCCGCUUCCGGUCAUCGGAGAUUCCUGGACCCACAGCAGCCACUGCCGCUCCUUUUCCACAACCAUUCUCACCUCUCGAUUCUUACAGCUCCUGGGUGGUUUGACACCGAGAGAGUUGUGCAUCAACUCCACUAGUUAACGUUUGCCCACCAAUUGUUUGAUGAAAUUCUUGGGAGGGAUGUGUGGUCCUGGAAAAUUCUUAUUCCUGCAGACUAAGGAGGCUACAUAUCACUUCUUUCAUUGAAAGAACAAAACACCAUUUGCCUACCAGGGAAUCUACAAUACGUUGACUUUGUGAGAGCAAAUUGAUAGUGAAAUGGUUUAUACAAGGAAUAAGCUGAAGCUCAACAAACCACAUAACAGAACGCUCGACCCUUCAACAACGAUGAACAUUUUCAAAACCCUAAUCUCAGCCCUUGAAUCUCCUGAGGGUAUCAAGUCACAACUCUUGAAAAGUUCAUAUUAUUUGCUCAUUCAAUUAUCUACAAAGCAACAACUUUGUUUAGGCAAAGGAGCUGAUCUAAAUGAGUUGUUCAUGAAAACUAAUGAAGGUGAAGUUAGGUUGAGUUUAAGAGAUGUAUGCACACUCUCCAAUGUCCUCUUCAAAGAUCUUCAAAGGAGGUUGAAGCAGUUGCACUCUUCGAAACAUGAUGUCUCUGCCACCCGAUCUCUUGAACUCGAACAACUUAAUCUAUUGAUAAGAUGUUGCAUGGUAACCUUGACCUUUCGUGUGCCGCAACAACAUCUUUUAGACAGUGGACGAGUUCUUCUUCUAAUAUUCAAAAUGUUGAGUUUACUUGAAGUAGCAGAAGGAGGCCAUGGUAAUGUCAAUUUUAACAAGUCACUUUCAUGUCAAUGCAUGUAUAGUGGUGAGAAUUAUUCCGACUCCUUUGCCAAGGUUUCAUCGUUAUCAUCCUUAGAGCUCUUUGAACCCUGCGUUCCUUUUAUCACAGCAAUCCUUCAGGUGGUCAUAGAUGAGCUAUUGGUUCAUAGUCGGUUGAGAAAGUAUUUGCAGAUUGUUGAUUUUUUUUCUUCACCGGAUGACCGUCUAUUUAAGCAUGGUGCUAGUAGUGGUGACUUUGGAGUAAUGAUGGAAAUGAUAUGUUCUCAUUUUCUACUGACAAUCUCCGGUGAGGGGGCUCUUCAGGAAUUUCUCAAUAGAAUAACAUGGGUUCGUUCUAAUAAUUCCAAGUCUCUGGAAGUCAGUGUCAUUGCAGCCAGAACAUUGCUACAAACCCCCGUGGUGCUUUCUUCACCCAAGUUACUGCAGGCUCAUAUUGUUUCACUGGUUUCUGAUGUAAUCGGUGUUUGCAUAGAUAUUGAAAGCAUGACAUCAGAUCCUAGACUAAUUGAUUCUUACCUUUCGGUUUUUGAAAGCUCCGUUCUCUUGUACACCCAACACAUGUCCAUUUUGAAAACUGAGAAGAGUUCAACAGAUGCUAAAGACAUGCACAAUGAAAGUUCCCACCCUUGUUUUGAACUUUUUAUUGAUCCCGAUAAACGGCAGAAACUGAAUCAGAUGAUAACUAUGUUGAACGAUUUAUGGAAUUCAAAUCUAAGGAAAAGGUUUUUUAAGAGAAAGACUGACCUUGUAGCUUCCUCUAUUGAAUAUAUACACCAGAGCCUGUGCAUGCUUGACAUAGAAUGCAGAGAUGAAGCUUUAUGGUUCUUAAGGUGCAUGUUAGUGAGAGCUGCUAAUGAUGUCAACAAUAUCGAACUGCCUCUUAAUGGUGAUGCCGAUCUGCAAGAUAUUUGUCUUCUAGCAUCCUUGUUGAUGCUAAUUAGUAAUUCAUUGAUACAAGCAGUUUGGUGUCUAAGAUAUGGUAGCGAUCAACCGAAAUCCCUAAAAGACUUAUCCGAGUAUGAUUUUAUUGUGGGAGUCAUCAACUGCUUCAAAGAAUUUAGCAUCCGUCUUCCAAUCCAAAAAUUCUCCUAUAACAUGAUGGAAGAAACUCAUCCGACAACAAGUCAUGAGGAGUCGAGGCUGAUGCUUUUACAUUUCUUAGGCUUGUUAUCUUUGAGUUUUGAUAGCGGGCUUGACUUUUUAGUAAAGAGUUGCAUCUCGGUGAUAAUGGCUUUGACUAAUCUGUUUAUUCUUGAAGAGGGUAAUAUAGAUGUCUUGAUGUCAUUAGUUGGUCCUCCUGGUGAAGGAUCUCUUGUCAUUUACAAAGAGGCUCCAGUAUCCCAAUAUCCUACGCUUAGGACGGCUGCAAAAUUUCAAAAGAUUCGGACACUCUAUGUGAGCAAUGCUUGUGCUGCAAACGAAUCCAUGGCAACAGAAGAUGUGGGAUCGGUUGCAUUGAGCAUGGAGUGUGCUGAUCAAGAAACUUGCCGCGGGGAGAUGUAUCUGAAGAUGAGAUUGAAAGGGUCGCAUGGUGUGGAUGAUUUCGAUGAUUUAGCCGACUUUGUAGAGUGCAAGAAGGGUAAAGAUUACGACGAUUGGUUAAAAAGUCGAGAUAAAUUCCGAGAGCGGAAAUUGAGGAAAGGGGUGAAAAGAAGAUGGGAGAAGAAGAAACAAGUAUGGAGAUCCAUGAAAGGGAAAAGAGAUGGUUAAAAUCUAUCUAUAGCUUCCUUGUAUUGUAGUAAUUGUAAUUU
Messenger RNA from Cynara cardunculus var. scolymus (artichoke), 2985 nucleotides. RefSeq lists its product as uncharacterized. The transcript is spliced from 8 exons. The record is from RefSeq and is a predicted model, not a curated record. Bases 707 to 2944 code for a protein of 745 amino acids. NCBI's taxonomy places the organism in Eukaryota, Viridiplantae, Streptophyta, Magnoliopsida, Asterales, Asteraceae.